This is a messenger RNA of Melanotaenia boesemani (Boeseman's rainbowfish), 1103 nucleotides long. Its product is annotated as transcription factor 7-like. Gene Ontology annotation, biological process: regulation of transcription by RNA polymerase II; canonical Wnt signaling pathway. Gene Ontology annotation, cellular component: beta-catenin-TCF complex. The transcript is spliced from 8 exons. Bases 210 to 887 code for a protein of 225 amino acids. NCBI's taxonomy places the organism in Eukaryota, Metazoa, Chordata, Actinopteri, Atheriniformes, Melanotaeniidae. Gene Ontology annotation, molecular function: RNA polymerase II cis-regulatory region sequence-specific DNA binding; DNA-binding transcription factor activity, RNA polymerase II-specific. The record is from RefSeq and is a predicted model, not a curated record.
GCUCGUUAGCAGGCCUGCAAAAAACUGGACAAGCAAUUAAUCUGAAUCAGGUGUGCUGGAGUUGGACAGACCUAAAACAUGCAGCGCAGUGGUCCCAAAGGACCAGGAUAGAGAAACACUGGUUUAACUUUUUAACUUAUUUUCAUGUCAAUAUAAACAUUUUACAAUUUCCCUUCGAAGAUUAAAGUGAAUUUAAUUCGUAAGCAUUAAUGGUCUGGCUGCCAUGUUGUGCCGAACACAUUGACUUUGCCAAGAAGAGCUUUAUGGAUGAGACGGGACUAUCGAGCGGGGUGUGUCAAAACUCUGCAGGACUGAGCUGUGGUACACAGGUGUUUGACUGGUGUCCACAGCAGCAGCAGUACCUCAAUUUGACCAGCGGGGGGCGAAACGACAGGCAACACACUCAAACCACCACUGCUGCUGCGUCGUCCAUCCAUCCUCUUGUCCCCCUCCUUGUCUACAGCGACAAACACUUCCCUCCUUCCACCCUUAACAACCAGCCAAUCAGCUCGUCCGCUGCCUGGCAGGCUGACGCUUCCUCCGGGUCACGCUCCGAUUACCACGGCAACAGUGUUUCUAGCAGCAGGCAGCCAGUGAAGAAGCCUCUGAACGCCUUCAUGCUGUAUAUGAAGGAGAUGAGACACAAGGUGGUCCAGGAAGGACGGGAGAGGGAGAGCGCCGCCAUCAACCGCAUCCUGGGACGCAGGUGGCACGCUCUGUCUCGCUCUGAACAGUCCAAAUAUUAUGACCUGGCCCAGAAAGAGAGGCUCCUCCACAUGCAGCUUUACCCUGGAUGGUCGGCCAGGGACAACUACGGGAGGAGGAAGAGGAGGCAGAACCAACAACGUUCAGGAAGCUGCUCCAGCUGGACUCUGACAGCUGGAUGAUGUCUCUGUUGGACUGAAGACACUCAUUUGUUUCUGUAAAUCUCUGAUCCCACAACUUUAACCAUCAGGACCAAAUGUCCCGUCCUAAUGUCAACCUUUAAUCUGUCCUUUUUAUCGGUGUUGACCAACCCGUCGAGGCUGCAUUGGUUUCUUCCUGCGAGCUUCAACAUUUGUGUGGUUUGUGCUGAAAUAAACUUGUACAUCAUCAUUAAAGUA